Molecule: messenger RNA, 510 nt
Organism: Symbiodinium sp. CCMP2456
Lineage: Eukaryota; Dinophyceae; Suessiales; Symbiodiniaceae
Source: the annotation of a GenBank genome assembly
AUGCCCCUCGCACACAGCAGUUCACAAUGUCUUUCGAUGCCCCUCGCACACAGCAGUUCACAACUGCUGUGCGCAAGACAGGUUGGCGUUGUGCUUCGACAGUCGUCAGUUUUAGACCACAGCAUGGACACCUAUUUGGACAGUUCUCAUCCAGAUACUGCAGAAGCCCGAGCCGUGUCCAGGGUCGUUGCAGAGCUUAUUGGUGUACAGCUCUCGAGGGAGAUUGUGCGCUGGGUGAGGUGUUUUCUAAGCUUGGGCAAGGCUAAGGCUCGAAUCUCACUCUGCGGCCACCAGCGCUGGCUUGAUCGCCCUGGAGACGCCCAUCGCCGAUGCCCUCAAGAGCACACGAGCCGAGGCCCACAAGAGAAGAUGCAGACGCUUGUGGCAGGUGCACAGGACGAGCAGUCUUUCACUGGCUCGCGGCUCUGUGCAGAUGCUCAGUCGCAUUCGACUACAAGUUGUAGGCUACGAUUUUCAGCUUCGUGGCCGAUUGCUUUGACCAAAUCAUGA